Conger conger (European conger) is the source of this 1611-nucleotide messenger RNA. RefSeq names its product proline rich 18 (gene prr18). NCBI's taxonomy places the organism in Eukaryota, Metazoa, Chordata, Actinopteri, Anguilliformes, Congridae. The record is from RefSeq and is a predicted model, not a curated record. Bases 146 to 934 code for a protein of 262 amino acids. The transcript has a single exon.
ACAGCCAGCGCAGAGGGUGUUCGCCUAGGAGGGUAUCUCUGUCUCCUGUUAAGUUUUGCGGAUGAUGCCAUUGCUACCAAACUCGUCGACAUUUCUCCAUAUUUACAUUUAGUUACAUAGUGUCUGUCCUGUCUAAACCUACAAGAUGCCUUUUCCUCCAAUCAAUCUACACCAGCGGAUCACGUCCCCAGGGAAGGAACUGUUCAGGAAAAAGAAAUCUAACAUCGUGCCUCCUCAGCCUCUGCUUAGUAGUAAAAUGAAAGAAGAGAAUGAUUCUGAGAAGGAGAAGCUAUCUACGUCUUGGCCAUCGGCGAAUCUGAAGCAGUUGGGGCGAAAGCCACAACCACAGAAGAGCAAAUUUCCCACACACGUAGGAGCUGGUGGUCUGGGAAUGGAGGGCAAGAACUCCUGGCUGACGUUACCAAAAGCCUUGGCAAACUCUUGUGAUAGCGUGCCGCGCUCGAGUUCUGGGGAGUCCGCCACGCAGAAGAGCAGCAAGCACUCUUCUCGGAGUUCCCUUGCCAAGGACGACGGAGAGGAAGAAAUCCACUUCUCUCUGAGCCUCACCCCGGAGGCGAUUCUUGUCAUUCAGAAGCGCAACUUGGAGAAGCAGAUGAUGGCAAAACAACAGAAGUGUUGCACCUCUGCGGACUUUCGGCACCGCCGCGUCUUCCCUUCCAGACGGGCACAGGGAGCAUCCAAAACGCACGUUCCUGUUGCCAAGUUGGAGAGCCCUGAAGACAUCAGCGCCAUAGUUAAAAUCUCGCUGUUAAAUGAUCAGUAUAAAUAUGACGACGUGGAGUAUGAAGAGGAGGACGGUGAUGUGGACGAAACAGUCAUGAGGAAAUGCAAAGAGUGGCUUAAAGGUGUGGAAAGUGCCGCUGCCUUUGGGAAAGUGGACAAACUGGCGACUCUUCCGCAUCUAAAAAGCUGAAAACUGUAACUGGGCACUUUAAAUUUCCGCGUCCAACGAAAGGCAAGGCUACUCAAUAAAUCAGAAGGAACACUGCUCACUAACAAGAAGGCCAGAUCUGUAAACACAUCUAAGUGCAACGUUUCUUUGUCUGGUGUGAGAACAGUGCUUAUGUUAUCUUAAUUGCACGCAGGCAUUGCCGUUAUUUUGGGCGCUAUAUGCGCUCUUUCUUGCACAAGGCUUUGUUGUUUUCAAGGAGACGCCUUUAUUACUCCCGUGAUUGAACAUUCCAUUGGACUACUAAGAAUUACAAGAACUGGUUAAAAUGUGAAUCCGGGAAAUGUCGAAAUCAACAGGCGGAAUCCACUUGUAACAUGUCUCCCGUAAACGGGGGUCCCUUCCUUUGUGCAGCCGAACAAAAGCUGUCAACGGCAGCGGCGACGUUUACGCGCCUUUCGGUAGUCGAACAAAUGACUUAGAUUUUUAUCACUUUGCCAUGUAAAUGUAUCUUGAGUGCGCGAUGAAAAGGGUGUUAUAUGAACUACAACAGUGUAUUUUGUAUAUAAAGUGACCAUCUUUGUACAGUAUUUAUUAUGCAAGGUAGCGAAGGGUAGGGUAAUUGUUUGCACAAGUGUUUUUGUUUUAAUUUCCCGUCCUUUUAAAAUUGUUUAUACGCAAUAAAAUGUGUGAACAAUGUA